GCUUGUCCAUUUUACUCGCUAUUCGCUCUAUUCGUAUUAAAAUCGGCUCCAUUUAGCCAGGCAGUACGAUGCUGUCGCGGCAAACGCAGCAAGCCCCAGGUAGCCACAGCGCCAACAGAUCCAGUAUAACCCAUCCUCCCACGCCACCUAAAGCCACUUUACUCCAACCAAAGUCGCUUCUUUCAUUGGACUUAAAGUGACACGCGUUAUCUUUCAUGAUCGACGACUAUUGCAAAUCAUUCCAAAAAUAUGGCAAGGCUGAUAGAACGGCGUCCAGAACCAUUGACCACCGCCCCUGUCAGCAUAGUGCUGAUGCGUCACAGAGGGGCGGCGCCAGAACAAGAGACCGGCGAGCUGUAAUGUCACCGAGACCAUCGUAACAAGUCUAUAUAGUUCCGUUCUUCUCGCCUCAAUAAGCGUACCAGCAUUCCUCCUAUACAUAUCAAUUCAAAAAUUGCAAUACCACGCUCUGCCAUGGCUCCUUUCAUUCAAUCUCUCAGUCAACUUGCCGUAGUCGGCCUCGCUCUCAUGACCAAUGUCCAGGCUCGCCCGUCUACGACUGGCACUGAUCAGGCUUCCGCCAAAGUUCCUCUACGCCUGAUGCCUCUAGGCGCAUCCAUCACAUUCGGUUUCCGCUCCACCGACGGCAACGGAUAUAGACAAGACCUCCGCGACAUGCUCAUUGACGAUGGCUUCGAGGUGGACAUGGUCGGCUCUCAUAAGGGUGGCAAUAUGACAGACCCUGACAAUGAGGGUUGGUCCGGGUUCCGGGUCGAUCAAGUCAAGGGCAAGGCCGUCAAAUCAGUUCCCAAGUUACAGCCCAGCCUCUUCACCAUUAACGCCGGCACCAAUGAUUGUGCACAAAACCACAAGCUUGAUACUGUCGGUGAUCGCAUGGAUGACCUCCUUGAAUAUCUUUGGGAUACUUCUGAUGAUUCUACAAUCAUCCUAUCGACACUCAUUAUCAAUCUGAAUACCACUAUCGAGGCCAGAGUCAAAAAGGUGAAUAGCCAGUACACAGCUCUUGCCAAGAAGAAGGCAGCUGAGGGAAAGAAAAUCAUCCUCGCAGAAAUGCACGGUGAUGAUGGUCCCCAGCCUGAUGAAAUGGCGGAUAAUACUCAUCCCAACGAUAUCGGCUACAACAAAAUGGCCAAGAUUUGGUACCGCGCGAUCAAGGGCGCUGAAUCCAAGGGCUUCCUUACAAAGCCCAACCCUAUGGGAAAUUAGUAGAAAGUGCGCGACAAAAGAUGAUGUGAAUAAUUUUAUAUAUGGCAUAGUAUUUUAGACAUUAAAUUAUGUAUAUAACACCUAUUGUUUAAGAACAGACAUUGUUACCAAGUACCUAUCCCCA
[Torrubiella] hemipterigena is the source of this 1351-nucleotide messenger RNA. The record is from the annotation of a GenBank genome assembly. Lineage: Eukaryota; Fungi; Ascomycota; Sordariomycetes; Hypocreales; Clavicipitaceae.